Truncatella angustata is the source of this 915-nucleotide messenger RNA. RefSeq lists its product as uncharacterized. The transcript has 2 exons. The record is from RefSeq and is a predicted model, not a curated record. Bases 1 to 915 code for a protein of 304 amino acids. NCBI's taxonomy places the organism in Eukaryota, Fungi, Ascomycota, Sordariomycetes, Amphisphaeriales, Sporocadaceae.
AUGGCAGACCAUACGCGACGCUCGAUCUUUACAAUCGGUCUUUGUAUCUCCACAGCCGUCCUAGCCCUUCCAGGAUGGCCAGCGCAAGGAACCAUCGUUCAAGGCAAUGCAAUCCAAUUUGACCAGACCACUUGGGACAGAAAUCUAGCACAGCCCAACGCCACCGGGAACUUCUCGAUAACGGGUUUCGACCUGUCUCAAGGAUUUCCGAGCGAGCAGAUUCACGGCUGGCAGCUCUCGGUCAACGUGACCGGCAACAUUCCCGACUCGGAGACCCUGAACAACAAGAGCGCGAGCGGCAAGGUAUUCACGGGCACCAGUCUGUUUCUGAGUGCGCCCCAGAGCGUCGUCAGCGCCAUGAGCUCUUCGGACGCCAGAGAUGCCGGGGAGACGACAUGGAAGAUCUGCGUCACCGUCAUGACGGAUGGGCCCGAGGAGGACGCCUCGGCCGCAGACAACGGGACAUGCAGCUCACUGUCGGCGCAGUGCAUUGAAGACAUCCAGAGCGUGUAUGCGGAUGCGUUCGCCCAUGAUCAAGAUUGCUAUAGACUUCCAGCGACGCCUUCGAGCUGCGGAAACUCGCUAAAACAGGCGAAUUUGACGACGCAGCAGUACCCGAUCGACCAUCUCAACGGGACGGAAAUCUAUGUGACAGCAUCCGAUGCCCACGAGCCGAGCGACAACACAGCAUUCGACAGUGCCACCAGGAAAAUCUGGCCGGUGCUCGUCGUCUGGGGCUGGAACAACCGUGCCAAUGCGAGUGACGGGACAAAGCCUACUGUACAGUUGACUUGUGCCAGAGCAGACUCCAUUGAGCCCGGUAGCAGCAGCACGUCGCAGUCUUCAGCUUCCAGGCUGCAGGGUUCAGUGAUCAUCGCAUCUGUGGCUGCAGGACUAGUGGCUAUGUUUGCCUAG